Molecule: messenger RNA, 1583 nt
Organism: Gossypium arboreum
Lineage: Eukaryota; Viridiplantae; Streptophyta; Magnoliopsida; Malvales; Malvaceae
Exons: 2
Coding region: 472-993 (173 amino acids)
Source: RefSeq, a predicted model, not a curated record
UUCGGUUCGUUAACUCAAUCCAUGGAAGUCGUAACGACUCAGUACAGGAAACUCGCCCCUCUUUUGAAUCCUGCGACUCUCUUUCCUUUCCGAAGCUUGGAAUGUGUUGUCUCCUUCUAAGAAGAAGAUGAGAUUCUUUCAGUUUGGACACCUGAGUCAACUCAAUCAACAACAACAACCCCAGUUUAAGCAACUGCAAACGCAGAUGCUGCCACCUCUGCCCAAAUGAACUCAACCGCAAGUUGCGCAACCACUAUCCGUGGUAAGAAGCAAUAGCGGAGAUGGAAAUGCCACAUUACAAGGAGGGCAAUUCAGUUUAAAUACCAAAUCAGCCCGAGUCAACUCGCCCCACCCUCGGUGUCGCCUUGGUGGAGGGACAUUUAAUCAAAUCGGUUUCGCUGGGACAGACAGGAUCAAUUAGAUUCAACCACACUGAUCCUCCCAUGGAUUAAUCGUCUUGGGCCUAUUCCGAUGAGCCAAAUGGAUCAGUCAGGAAACGCUACCUCCAGGCAGUUUGAUCCGACCGAGUCGACUCGGAUGGGUCAAAUUAAUCAGGCAGCAACUCCUCCUUCUACGGAGCAUAGUGAGACAGACACAACCGAUGUGACCUGGAAGACCGAUUCGACUCGGCCCAGUAAACCCCCUGACUCAGAGUCAUCGACUUUCUGGACUGCUUGUCCGUACUGUUACGUUCUCUACGAGUAUCCAAAGGUUUACGAGGAUUGCACACUGAGGUGUCAGGCUGAGAACUGCAGGAGAGCCUUCCAUGCGGUUGUGAUUCCGUCGCCGCCGCCUGUGGACGGAAAGGAAACGUAUUUGUGUACUAUGGGGUUUUUCCCAUUAGGAUUUUCGGGGAAUGGUGAGAACAUGGGCGGUAAUUUCCUCUGUUGGUCACCUGUUUCAACCAUGUUUGCUUGCCCUAACAACAAGAAUGCAGAAGGAGAGGAGGAAGAAGAAAGCCAAAGGGGAAGGAUCUGUGGUGAGAAACGCUAAGACGCAAAGGAGUGAGAGAGUGAACGGCAAUGGCAGAGGUGUAUCAAUGGUGCCGGAAGCCGAGCCGAGCGAAAGAAGGGUGGCAAAUAGUGGAUAUGUUGAGGGUCUUGAAGAAUUUUCGAGUAGCUUGCAUAUGCUCGCGGUUGGUGGGGGACGAUAAAAUCAGGGCUGCAUAGUGAAGUAAGAUCCUUGUUUUAUGUUGUCUCUUUUCUGCGACUAUUGUAGUUAAUGUAAUUGUAUGCUUGUGGAGCUGCUUGGGAUCUCGUUUCACAGUUGUUUCCAAGUUGAAUUCAACAGUGUAGAUCGUAGCAUCAUGUUUUGUCAUUGUUUUGAACGGGCUGUUUGAGAGGAUAGGGUAGAAAGUUGAAUACAUAAAACCAUAAGGCAUUUUUGGUUUGAAGAUUGCCUCCAUCUUCAUACUUGGCAAUCAAAAGAAAUAUAGGUGAUAAGCUUUCUCAUUGAUUCUCUUUCUCUUUCGAGUCAGAAUAAUCGUUAACUGUGAUAAUAAUGUAUUGCUUCUCCUCUUCCCUUUCUGCCUCUUUAUUGCUGCUUUGAUGUUGAAUAUAGUAUGUUCAAUUAUUUUUCUAAAA